CUUGAAACUUGCGCAGCACCACCUUUGCCGUUGACUGACCAGGAUCUGCCAGCCAUAUCUGCGCUAACCCAUAAGUAGUGACAUCCCCCUCCACAUACCUUCUUUGCCCUCUAUGUAUUUGCGUUAUGUUUGCCAUUUCUCUCUCUUCUCCGGGUCCCUGUCACUUCUACAAUCCUGCAAUGCUCGGCCCGUGCUGACCCUGUACCUGUGGGACGUUCCUUCAACUCUCUCAUAUCCACCCAACACCGAUCCAGCCUCCAGGCCUACUCCGGGUCUUGACCCCGUAUAGAUAUCGAGCGAUUCCGGCGCGAGCGGCCUGCGGGGUGUCUGCUGAAGUUCUUUCUACAUACGUCUUCGAGCGCUCUACUUCACUCCAACGGUCUCAACCCGAACCAGUCCUCAUUACCAUUUGCAUCGCAUCUCUGCUCAAUCGCCCUCGUCAACGAACCUCUCCAUCGACCGCUUCAACAAAUUGUAUACCAUUCCGUCCAAUCGUACCUGCGACGCCUCACCUAUAUCGACUUUGCUACUUUGGAUAGCUUCAUUCAACGCCAGGCUUCCCUGCACUUGGUCGCUCAACCCUGUCUCUUCUCCCUUCGCAUACAAGCUUCUGGCUUGCCAAAUUAGCCCAUUAUGGACCACAGUUCGAUGGCCAGCUCAACGGACUGCAAGAUGUCGAUGUUGUGGAACUGGUAUACCAUUGACGCAUGUUUCCUCGCGUCUUCAUGGCAGAUCAAGAACGCCGGCAUGUUCGCCGCUAGCUGCAUCGGUGUCGGUCUGCUCACCGUCUGCCUCGAAGUAUUCCGACGACUCGGAAAAGAAUACGACGCCCUCAUCCAGCGCCAAUUCCAAGCCCGUGCCGCCGAAUUACAGGCUCGUAUACCCAAGGAGACGGACUGCUGCGAACCUCCCGCCGUUGUCGCUCCUCAGACGCUUGUCUUUCGUGCAUCGCCGCUCCAGCAGCUUAUCCGAUCUGUAAUUCACGCCGCGACUUUUGGAUUGGCAUACAUCGUCAUGCUGCUGGCCAUGUACUACAAUGGCUACCUCAUCAUUUCCAUCAUAAUUGGCGCUGGCUUGGGCAAAUUCCUUUGCGACUGGCUUGUUGUUCGUGUCACUCUAGAGGCUCUCGCACCAGCAGCUCCCAAUAACAUUGUUGGAAUUGAGGAGCCAAGUGUCUGCUGCGGUUGAGAGGAUGGUGACCCAGUUGAAUUAGCAUUCUGAUUUUACAACGAGCGUUUGGAAAAGCGUCUUAUGACGGGGCGUUGGUGGUGCAGUAUGUCUGCUAUUUGUCGCAUGAGGUUCAAUCUUCCUCGGUCUGGUAGCAAUUUGCAAGGUGCCCAAUCUUCGUGCACAUAAUGAAUAAAUACCCC
Colletotrichum scovillei is the source of this 1370-nucleotide messenger RNA. RefSeq names its product ctr copper transporter. Gene Ontology annotation, cellular component: membrane. Gene Ontology annotation, molecular function: copper ion transmembrane transporter activity. The record is from RefSeq and is a predicted model, not a curated record. NCBI's taxonomy places the organism in Eukaryota, Fungi, Ascomycota, Sordariomycetes, Glomerellales, Glomerellaceae. The coding region runs from base 634 to 1188 and encodes 184 amino acids. The transcript has 3 exons. Gene Ontology annotation, biological process: copper ion transmembrane transport.